This is a messenger RNA of Racocetra fulgida, 1329 nucleotides long. The record is from the annotation of a GenBank genome assembly. Lineage: Eukaryota; Fungi; Glomeromycota; Glomeromycetes; Diversisporales; Gigasporaceae.
AUGUCUUAUACAAAUUACGGUGCUCCAGGGGUUCCCGCUCCACCAGGAACGAUCUAUAGUGCAGCUGCCACCACAUCUACAACUUACAACAGUGGCAAUGCGCCUCCACAAUCGUCAUCUUAUGGAAACGGUAGUUCUUCGUAUAAAAACUCAUCAAAUUAUGGCUCAUCUUAUACUUCGUCUUCACGUUAUGGUAAUGACCGUGGAGUAGAUCGUUCUUAUGAUGACCGCAAUUGGGAUUUUUCAAAACUUCCUAAAUUUGAAAAGAACUUUUAUCGCGAACAUAUCAAUGUCAUUUCACGUUCUCAAGUCGAAGUAGAUGAAUACCGGAAAAAACACGACAUGAAAGUUUUUGGCCUCGAUAUCCCAAAACCAGUCGAAACUUUUGAAGAAGCCAAUUUUCCAGGUUUCACUUCCCCAACGCCAAUCCAAUCACAAGGAUGGCCAAUGGCACUUUCUGGUCGUGAUGUGGUUGGUAUUGCUGAAACUGGAUCGGGGAAGACCUUAGCUUACUGCUUGCCUGCUAUUGUUCACAUAAAUGCACAACCUUUUCUUCAACCUGGUGAUGGACCUAUUGUUCUUAUUCUUGCACCGACACGUGAAUUGGCUGUGCAAAUCCAACAAGAAUGCACGAAAUUUGGAAAGUCAUCAAAGAUCAAAAAUACCUGCGUUUACGGUGGUGUUCCCAAAGGUCCUCAAGCACGUGAACUUUCUCAUGGUGUUGAGAUUUGUAUUGCUACACCUGGUCGAUUAAUCGAUAUGUUAGAAUCAAGGCGAACCAAUCUCCGCCGGGUGACAUAUCUUGUAUUAGACGAAGCUGAUCGUAUGUUAGAUAUGGGAUUUGAGCCACAAAUUCGAAAGAUUGUUGAACAAAUCAGACCGGAUAGACAAACCCUUAUGUGGAGUGCUACUUGGCCAAAAGAAGUCAAACGCCUCGCAGAAGAUUAUCUUCAUGAUUUCAUUCAAGUAAAUAUCGGUUCUUUAGAUUUGUCGGCAAGUCAUAAUAUUUCUCAAACUGUUGAGAUUUGUACUGAAUACGAAAAACGAAAUAAGCUAGUCAAACAUCUUGAACGUAUCAUGGAUCAAAAGGAUAAUAAAACAUUAAUUUUCACUGGCACAAAACGUACAGCAGAUGAGAUUACAAAAUACUUGCGCCAAGAUGGUUGGCCAGCGCUUGCAAUUCACGGUGAUAAGGCGCAAACUGAGCGGGAUUGGGUUUUAAGCGAAUUUAGAAGUGGCAAAUCACCGAUAAUGGUUGCUACUGAUGUUGCUUCUAGAGGAAUCGCAGUAGCCGCGGGCAACAAGUAUGCAUAUAUUAAAGAGGAAAAA